AUGAUAGUAGAAAAUAAUAACCUAAUCUAAAAAAAAUCUACUUAGUCAACUUAAUCAUCUUAAAUAAAUUAGAUAAGCAAUGAAGAAAGAGAGUAACUUUUAUUAAUUGCAGAGGAAUUUGAAAAAGAAUAGGAGUAAAAUCUUUAAAGGAAUUUAAAGCUAAGGUUAGAAGAAAAAUAAAUGGAGCAGUUUUAAUACAAGGAUGCUUUUUUCAACUAUAAUCAUAGUGAUAUUGAUGAUUAUCUUAAGUUAUAAGAAGAAUAUAUCGGACCCUGGUAGGUAAAUUUCGAAAGAGUAUAACAUGGAUAAGAUUUUGGAGUGAAGGUUCCUUCUAUGACAAGUUUGGUCAAGGGAUUAAUGGAUUAAUGGGAAGUGGAACAAAAAGGAAGAUGA
Messenger RNA from Paramecium pentaurelia, 393 nucleotides. The record is from the annotation of a GenBank genome assembly. Lineage: Eukaryota; Ciliophora; Oligohymenophorea; Peniculida; Parameciidae.